GUUGAGGAUGCGUUAAGAAAUACUGUAGUUGAUGCUUUCAGUCGCUUUUUGUUUUGCCAUCUAAAGGCAGUUUCUCAGAAUCAGGUGUCAUUUCUGUGUCCUGGAGUCUCGUGGCGAGAAACGCACGUUAUCAGGAGUGAACAGAAAUUUGUAGCAACACACAAACACAUGCAUGCACACUGCUGCAGAGAUGAACCCACAUGAGCAUUCGCUUAGUAGUCAGACGUGAACCGGCUCUGGAAUAGAAGGGCUUUGAAUAAGGUGGAGACGAGAUGUCAGUAAAGCUUAAGUUUGAUUGUCCGGCUGAAGGCAGGAUGGUACAGAGGAGCCGUUCCUUUACUGGAGUUAACACACUUGGUGGCCGGAGACGACUUUCCUCGGCUCGCAGUUCUCUCCGUACAAAAGUCGUGGCAGGGAAACCUUCCAAAAUUUCCUCUUCUAGCCGGAUGGGCAGCAGUAUCUGGGGUCAACAGCCAGAACAGGUGGACAGAAUCUUCCAGGCCUUGAGAAAAGGACUCACGGACUACUUGGAAAACCAUCAAACAGAGCUGGACUUCCUGUCAUCCCAGCACAGAGACAUGAAGAGAAACUCCAGACUGGCUUUUUUCUAUGACUUGGAAAAGGAGAUACGAGCCUUAGAGAGAUACAUACGACGUCUAGAGUUUCAGAUUAGUAAGGUAGAGGAACUGUAUGAGUCCUAUUGUAUCCAGUGGAGAUUGUGCCAAGGGGCUUUGAACAUGAGGAGGGCAUUCUCACUUUCUCCUUCUUCACGGCAAUCUAGAGAGAGUUUACUGGAGCUGAAUCGUAAUCACAGGCACAGUCUGGAGGACAUGUGUGCAAUGGAAGGAGAACUGGAAAUCCUGCUGGGAGAACUACAAAUCAAAAUGAAAGGGUUGAUAGGCUUCGCUCGGCUGUGCCCCGGAGAUCAGUAUGAGGUGUUGAUCCGAUUGGGCCGACAGCGAUGGAAAAUCAGAGGGCGGAUCCAGACGGAUGACAGACAGCUGUGGGAUGAAGAGGAAAUGGCCUUCCUCCCUCACAUCCACGGGAACUUUGAGAUCAAGGUAACAGAGGUCAAGGGGUUGAGCUCCAUCCUUGUGGGCAUGGUGAUGUGUAGGAGUGCAGCAUUUUUCACAGUACGACCGCAGAUGAUGGUUGUCGACAUUACAGAACUGGGAACCAUCAAGCUACAACUAGAGGUGGUUUGGAAUCCAUUUGAUAGCAGUGAGGUGCGGCCCAUCACAGCGUCUGUCAGUCGCCAGUCGAUCCACAGUAGAAAAGGAUCUGUAUAUAGCUGGACACCUCCCAGUACACCCAAUUUCACAGAGAAAUACUUUUUAUCGAUGAUGCGUCAGUUACAGGAUGCAGAUGGCUCUUUCUCCAUUGGCUCUCGGGAAUCUAGGGGCGUGACUUUACUUAGCUACCUGGCUGAUUCCACCCAGGCCCUCACUCCUCCAGCCUAUGAGAGGACAUGCGACCCACCGCUCACACCCCAACCUGCCCUGGACACCAAAUUACAGGACCACGAUCUUCUGGAGACACCUCUAGGAGAUGCAGAAGAGAGUGUGGAAUGGCCAUCAGAGACAGAAACACCUUCCCCCAGUCCUGCAGGAAGCAAGAGAGACUCCAUAUUCCUCUUCCACCGCUACAGUACACCUGACAUUCUGCGGCAGAAUGGAGAGGUGCCCAUCAGCACAGGUGAGGUAGAGGCAGGGGAGACGACCGAACUGGAGACCUUGUUCAAGAAGCGGCUUGAAGAGAAUCUCCCAGUGAAGGACAGAGUGAGCAGAGCCCAGAGGAGAGCUCUGAUGAAGAGAGUUAGUUCACUGCUAGAGGAACUGCAUGCAGCACUGCAGGACAUGAGCAACGUAGAGACAGAGUUAAAUAAACUAGAUCUGCACAUACGACAACUACAAGAGAUCUUAAAGAAGGAUCUUGAGCCUCCUCAGAUGCCCUCAUGUGAAACACUAGCAGUAGAGGAAGAGGAAGUCCUGGGCAGUUUCGAUUUUCUUUCUACUGAUUUUAAUGAGGAUGAAAUGUCAUGCAUCCAACACAGGCACAUUGGGAUUGGUUCAUUCCAUGAGAACACUUUCAAAAGCUUAGGUCUGUUAUCUCAGGAUAAGAACUUGUCCUCAGAAGACAUCAACAGAGGACAAAACAGACUGAGAGGAGAGAGUGCAGUGAAGGGAUCACUCAGUAUAGGGGUCUACAGUCUGGAUCAAGCUCUAGAAACACACCUCAGCAUCUGCACAGUGCUGUUGAGAGCUCUGAAGUGUUCUGACUCCGGUCUUGUGCACAAAGACAUCAUGGAGGAGCUGUCACGUCAAGUUGAUGUGCUGGACAAAAUCAGCACUCUGUCACAGAGGAGGACAGAUGAGAUUUCAGAGACAGAGCUGUUGUGUGGAGCUCACAAGGGGAUUGCAAUAUUUUGGAAGGAGUGCAGUGAGAGUGACACGCUUUUCUGCUGCUCCACUGAUGGCUUUCUCAGGACACUGCGCAAAUAUUACAUCCACAAAGUCAAAGCCAAACAGCCUGGACAACCAGAUGCAGUGUUUGGUCAGUUGCUGCGUCAGGUUCAGUCCAGUUGUAUGAUGGUGUCAAUGACUCAGUGCACUACAGAUAGAGUCACUGUGUUCCAGCUGUUGGUCUACCUCAAGAGAUGGAGCAUAACUGACUUUGGAGAGCACAUCUCUCUCCUUUCCAAAGAAGUGUAUCUGAUAGCCUGUCUGGAGAGUCCCAAGAGGAGAUGCGCCCUGAAGAAGCUGAAAGGGAAGCGGAUCUCUGAGCUGCAGCCGACAGCCCACAUCCUACAACUGUUGGCAAAACUACAGACUGAAGCCAAUCACAAGGUGGCCUCGGCAGCCACUUCCUGUCUCAACAGAGCCUCGCGAUCCAGAUCUUUCAGGGCAAAGGCAGUGGUUCACUACACAGAUCUGUUGAAGAACAGCAACACGCAGGUGCAACAUGAAGCCUGUUUGGCUCUCAAAUAUCUGAAGGCCUCAGAGUGUGCAGAGCAGGUGGCCAAGCUGUGGCAUUCAGCAGAUGAAGACUUGAGGAAGGCUGCACGGGAGACUGUACUGUCCUUUGGAAAGAAAGGCCAUAUGGCAUUCCAAUGUAAGGACCAGAUCUAUGAACUACAAGAGGAGCCCUAUAAGAACUUGGAAACAGAAAUCACAAUCUUAUAGAAACACCAGAAACUCAUUUGACUCGAUCCGAUUGGAUAGUGCCAAGACUGUGAUGGUCUGUUUUGAGCUGUGUCUGUGUAUGUACGUAUAUUGCCUAGUAUUAAAGAUGCUUUUUGAGUAUUAUUUCCAUAUUAUUUUAACAAAAGUGAAAUAUUUAUGAAUAAACUGUUUUCUAUGUUGCAUAUGUUUUAUAUAUUAUUUAGCACAUAAUGUAUAGACAAUAAAUGUAAAUAUCAACACUCA
Xyrauchen texanus (razorback sucker) is the source of this 3425-nucleotide messenger RNA. RefSeq names its product RIPOR family member 3-like. The record is from RefSeq and is a predicted model, not a curated record. Lineage: Eukaryota; Metazoa; Chordata; Actinopteri; Cypriniformes; Catostomidae. The coding region runs from base 273 to 3182 and encodes 969 amino acids. The transcript is spliced from 23 exons.